AAUACAAAUUUGUUAUCUUCUUCCACGUUUUAUACCGCACUUUUACUUCUUAUUCAAGUUGUGUUGUUGAAUAAUUUUUAGUUUCAAGAAGCAAUAAACUUGUUAUAUUUAUUUUCAAGCCAAAGAUUGCCGCGUACAUAUUCAGAAUACUAUUUCCAGAAUACCUUAAUUAUCACUGCUAAAAAAUGGUAUUCUUCAACUGUAAUGCUUGUGGCGAAGCUUUGAAAAAAAAUCAAGUUGAAAAACAUACUCUGCGAUGCCGUCAAUGCGCUGUUUUAGCUUGUGUUGACUGUGGUAAAGAUUUCUGGUAUGUAUUUAAUAUUAUUAUUAAUAUUAUUAUCAUUGUGAUUGUGAUAGAUGAAGUGCAUUUGAGGGGCUUAUCGAAGAUAAAGAGCGCUUAAGGCUAAGGCUUACACUUGCAGUGUAACUUACAUGCAACUGAAAUAUUUUCAAACAUCAUCAGCAUCAUCAAGACAACUAACAACUGUAACAGUAGUAAGUAGGCUAAGUAAAUUUAGACUAAAAUAAAGGUGUAAUAAAUAGUAAUAGGCUUAAUAGGUAACAAAUAUAUUUUUUGGGCAUUGGUCAGUCUCCAAGUUAACCAUGAGACGAUAGUGUAAUUUUGUGGGAGAUAUGGCUGGUGAAACUACUAACACUAAGCUAUACGGUACACCCCCAGAGUCAACACAGACAGUCAGUCACCCCACCUGAAAGUAGUCUAUUAGUCUAUUUUUACUUAUAAGUUUAGUAUAAGUGUCAUUGUUUGGAUAAGGUGGGGUGCAUAACAUUGUAUUCAUUGAUUAAUCUGCAGUUAGUUGACAAUUUUUCAGAUUAACCAGCUUCAACCUCUUUUUAAAUCGUUAAUCUUUGAAUAGAUUUUUUAUAUCAGCUCAGUUGAGGUAAGCCAUAUGGGAAGAAAUUUAAUGAGUAAAUUGGUUAAGGUGAGAGAGAUGAGAGUAGGAGAGAUUAAUAGGAUUGGGUGGCAGGGGUUUUGAGGUAGUUAAAAGGAAGGUGCGGCUAGAUUGCAGGGAAUGACAUGAGGAGUGGGAAAAAUGUCUGAAAUGACUAUUAUUCGGGACGGGUAGACAACAGGAUUGAAUAGAUAUUAAUACUGGUGUCAUAGGUGAGAGCACACAAAUAAGCUGAACCUGGAAUUAACAGGGUUACUUAAAAUACUGGUUGGAAGAUAAAGGAAUCAACUACUUAGAAGCUAGGCUUUUUUUUUUUUUUUUUGGAAUGUUUAAAUAAGUUAUUUUGCACUGUUACCUCAUGCACAACUUAACUUAAAAACCUUUCCUUUGGAAACAAAUAAGCUGAACCUGGAAUUAACAGGGUUACUUAAAAUACUGGUUGGAAGAUAAAGGAAUCAACUACUUAGAAGCUAGGCUUUUUUUUUUUUUUUUUUGGAAUGGUUAAGUAAGUUACUUUGCACUGUUACCUCAUGCACAACUUAACUUAAAAACCUUUCCUUUGGAAACUGCUAACCUAUUUGUAGUAGAAUAAAAGAUUUGAAAGUGCAAUAGACAAUAUGUCUGUACAUGUGGAUUCAUUUUGUUUAAUAAAGCUUAUUAUGUACAUUAAAUUCUUGUAUGGAAAUACGACGGAUACAUUUAUAAAUCUAUAAAACACCCUAUCUCUGAAAGUUAGUUACCAUUGAAAAUAUCAGUGUAAAAAUAACCCUUGAUGUUACCAUAGUCUGAAAAGAAAAGGGAUUGUAAUGUGUGUGAUGAUAUAUAACUGAGAAUCCAAACAAUUUACCCAAAUGAAAACUGAACAAACAAUAUCAAAUGAAUGUGCAAAUAACAAAAUAUUCACAUAUUAUUUUAUCAUAAACUAUGAAAUAACCUUUUUUCUUAUAUGAGAAGUGCCUUCAAUAUUUGCUCUAACAGGGGUAAUGAUUACCAAACACAUACAAAAUGCAUGUCAGAGAAUGAAAAGUACUGUGGAAAAGGCUACGUUCCUAAAGUAAACAAAGGGGAAGUAAAGCAAGAGCAGUGGAUUGAGGUAGGUAUUAUUUUUUCAAAGUAAGAUUCCCCUAAUCUCUGUCUUUAUAUAUUUCAAAUAUUACUAAUCUACAUAUAAAAUUCAAGAAUAAAGGGCAAAAAAAAAAGUCAAAUUUUCAUGCACGCUUUCCCUUGUUGCACACACACAUUUUUGGACCCCCCCCCCCCCCCUUUUUUUUUUUUCAUGCUAGUGUGUGCCAAGACCAUUUUAACACACCCCUAAAAAAAUCAAUAUGGUUUCAUGAGGUACAUCAAAAUUGAACAAACUUACUGUAAACCAAUGUUUUCCACUAUUGGGUGAGACAAUUUGCAGAUUAUUGGAAGGGGAUAGUCCCUGGGAUAAGAAGUGUAAUAAGGUUUCAAAAGGGUUAACACGAUAUAUUUUAAAGUUAAUCACCAUUAUUUAUGGUCAUAUAUUGCAAUAAAAUACUUUUCAUUUAUUGUAAUUUUUAUCCCACAAUGUUAAAUGUCUUGGCCUAAAAAGCCAGCAAAAUUGAAAUUUUUGGUAAUAGAAUCAUGGAGACCUCUUUUAUUUAAAUUUCUUUCUUGGGGGUGGGGGCAUUAUAUCUUUUUAGGUGGAGCACAUGGCCAAAAAGGUUGGGAAACACUGCUCUAAGACAUGUUUAAAAUUUUGUCAAAGGUUUUCUCCUCCUUUUUGUUCGCUUUAGCUGAAGGAAAUAAUUAUGUCACAAAUUACAUCACGCACACUGAAACAAUCAAAGUUGUCACUAGGCUAAAUAUUACUGUUGCAAUAUCUAGCGAGUUAUUUGUGGAAACAUAAUGAGCCAGUUUCCUCCGUAAAGUACCUGGGUGUUACCAUUCAAAGAGAGGUCCGCUGUGACGAGCAUAUUAACAAUGUAUGUAACCAAGCAAACAAGACCCUAGGGUUCUUAAGGCGAAAUCUAAAGAUUGGCAACUCCUGUGUGAAAGAAAGAGCAUAUAAAGCCUUUAUCCAUCCGAUUUUAGAUUAUGCAUCUUCAGUCUGGGACCCAUUUACCCAGAAGAGCAUUGACAGGUUGGAGGCGGUCCAGCGACGAGCAGCACGCUUUGUCCUAAACCGCUACAGGAAUACCUCUAGUGUUGGCAGCAUGCUAGAAACACUAGGCUGGUCACCAUUGGAGAAACGACGACGACAAUCCAGGCUCUCCAUGAUGUACAAGAUAAAUAAUGGGCUGGUCCACUGUUCCAGUAUUAAACCUCUAGUGUUGGCAGCAUGCUAGAAACACUAGGCUGGUCACCAUUGGAGAAACGACGACGACAAUCCAGGCUCUCCAUGAUGUACAAGAUAAAUAAUGGGCUGGUCCACUGUUCCAGUAUUAAACAUAAACUCGUCUCUCUCCCCCAUAGACAGCGACAAGGCCAUGACAGGCAAUUCAGGCUCAUACCAGCAAGAAGCCAGUAUAGGAGCUGCUCAUUCCUGCCAGACAAUCAGGGACUGGAACAAUCUUUCAAAAGGAACGGUUGAGGCGACAACACUUGACACAUUUGUGUCUAUUGCCUCAAGCCUUCAAACCCCUAGUGCAUGAUUUCCUCAUCAACACCAGUAACAGAAACAUUGCAAAUCCCAUCUACAUGCAUAGGAGCCAAAAUGAUCAAUAAAUUGAUUGUGGGCCCUUAAGAUAUAGAAGAAGUAAUGCAAUAUUGUGAUAUUUGUUUAGUCACUGAAAAUAGUUAGAAAUCAUGGAUCUCACACAAUUUUAGGUUUAAAAAAAUUGCAUGUUUUUAUAAUGUGACUUUUUACAGAAAGUGUUGUGACAAUGUACCACAAUGCUGUCUCAAACACAUAUAUUUUCUCAAAGACAAAAUGUUAUAUGGUAGUUAUAGAUUUUUAGACUGAACGGUGAAUAGUUAUAUUAUCAUACUUAAUAUGACUACCUUUAUUUAGUGUCACUAUCGAAACCACUUCAUUAAAUGAAAAUAAAAAUUUUAAAAAUAAUUGAUCGUGACAUCAGAAAAUUUUUAUAAUCUUUUCUUAAAUGUAGAAAGUGCAAAAUGCAAUUGAGAAAUCAGCAACUAACCCAAGAUUAAAAGACCUCCUGGAGAGACUAAAAGAUUAUCCUAAUAUUCCCCGUAAAAAGCAAAAGUUUGAGGUAAGUUAUAUAGCAUCUUAUAAUGCGUUUGAUUAUAAGUAGUGCAGUAAGUAGGACUGAAAUAUGAAUUUAACAAUUGCCAGCAAGAUUUCCUCAUCACCACCAGUAACAGAAACAUUGCAAAUCCCAUCUACAUGCAUAGGAGCCAAAAUGAUCAAUAAAUUGAUCGUGGGCCCUUAAGAUAUAGAAGAAGAAGAAGAAAAAGUUUAUUUCUUAAAAGUGAUUGUUUCCUUGUUACUAAAUGUUCAUAACUUAAAAAUCUUGUCAAAACUAUAAAAAAGCAAAGUCAAAUGCUGCUCUGUAUUUAACAAAAAAUAUAAUUAAUUUUUAACUAUCACCUAUAAAAUAUAUAUACCAAUUGACACUCUGUCUCAUUUGACAGCCAAACCUCAAUGCAAUGAAAUCUAUCAAUACUUUUUCAAAGUUAUGCCCAUUGAUUUUUGUAUAUAUAAAGAUAAUAAAUAUAAUUACUUAAACAAUACUAAAAAUAUUACUAUUAUGAUCAUGGCUGCGGCUAUUUGGAUCCGGGUCCGAGAAGUGAGAGGUUGGGAUUAAAAUUUGAGAAAAAAAAAUUAUUGUUGGGGUGUAAGACAAAAUUUGGUAUCAAAUGAAAGAUAAUUGAAUGGACUAUAUGUUUGUAAACUUACUUCUUCAGUUUAACUAAAAUAAAAUACCACAAAUGACAUCCGAAUAGCAUUUAGUCAAAAUGGAACCAGAAACGCAUCGCCGCUAUUCAGACCCGGGUCCCAUUUUAAUCCCAACCUCUCACUUCUUAGACCCGGGUCCGAAUAGCUACUUAGUAUGAUCAUACAUACAGUCAUCUACAACACACACACAAACACACAUCCAGAAAGCCAUAGCUAAAAAAAAUUGAUUUUAAUAUUUGAUGAACUGAAUGAAGUUUUUAUAAGAUAACCCGGUAGUUCAAAUUUUUGUUAAAUUUCAGAACUUUCUUAAAAAUAGUUUACGAAUCAUGAAUCAUGCUCUUAUCAGUCAAGUAUGGGAAACACUAAUGGCUGCUGCAGGACAGGUAAAUAUUGAAUAAGUUAUUUAUCUAAGGUUGUGUAAAAAUCAGUUUUGCUCUUUGCUAUUAAAAUAAUUAAAUAUCUACCGGUAACUAAAGUUAUGAGUAACAAAACAACAUAAAUUUCAAAUGACAAAGGUGCUAUCACUAAUUUAAACCUUUUGAUGAUUUGCAUUAUUCUUUUAGAAUGAGGAAUCUAAGCAAAAGCAACAAGACUCUUCAAAUAAGUCAGAGAAUGGAGUUACUCUUAAAACUGACUCAAAUAGUAUAGAAAAUGGUGUUUCCAAUGUUGAAGAAGAAGACUGUGAAAACAAUAACCAUAGACUGAGUAAAAGAGAAAAAAAGGAGGAAAGGAGAAAAAAUGCUAAUAAGAAGGAAAAAAAAGAUAAAACAAAGGGAACAGUUCAAGAAGUAGAAAAGAAAAGUAAGAAAAGGAAACUUUCAAUAACUGAAGAAGAAAGUAGAGAUGAAAACGCUGGUGCCAAAGAAUCUCUGGAGCCUGAAGUGCAACAAAAAAGGAAAAAGAAGAAACAUAACUCUGAAUUGCAAGAACAAAAUGGUGUGUAAAUUUACUGAACCAAAUAUCAUCAAAAAUUUUCAUAUUUGAAUUUUUUUUUUAAACCAGUGCCAUGUCACACAUUUUUUCUCUCCUCAGUUUGUCUGAUUUUGUAAGUACUUUAAAUUUAAUUUGUUUUUUGUGUCUACAAGUAGGUGUUGAGAGAAACAAGCCUACUGAGGAGGCUGGAGACAAAAGUUCUGACGAUGAGGGGGAUGAAGAAGAUCAAAAGCCAAAGAAGAAGAAGAAAAGGUUUAACUGGGAGGCCACUGUUAUAGCUGUUCUUGAAUCUAAAGGGGAAAUGUCAUUAAAGAAAUUAAGAAAAAAGGUAUGUUCAAGACUUUUAUUUGACCGCAACUUUUGUUUUAGAUUAAUGUAGCUGUCAGUCCCAUGAUAUGAGAAAAUGCCCACAGUUGUAUGAGACACUGACAUUUUUCAUUCAUAAUGUUCAUUAAAUCAUAUAAAUUUUUAAUGAAUGAGGAUUAGUUUAUUUAUGUCUGUAAGUGUCAAUUGCUUUGUCAGUUGUUGGCAUUUAAUAUGCAUCCUGUUCAUGCAUCUUCAUUUUUCUUUCUUGUUUAUUUUUAACAGGUUCUCAGUGAGUUUGUUGCACAAGAUGCUGCAAAUUAUUCAGAGGAAAAUCUUAAAGCAAAAUUUGAUAAGAAAAUUAAAAAAUUAGCAAAGGUCAAAGUUUUUAAAGACAGGGUUAAAUUAAAGUAAUAAUUAUUAAGUUAAUUUUUUACUGCCGCUAAUUUUUGUCAUUAAUCAUACAAUUUGAUUCAAAAAUAAAAUAUAAAAGAGUGACAAAAUUAUACAAUUUAUAAUUACAUGUCACUCUUUUAGUUUUAAAAAAAUAUCAAGUUGAAGAAUAUGUUGAUUAAAAGGCCUGUCAAGUGUGAAGAUGGUGAUCUAAGGUUCAUGUACAUGGCUUGCAUUAUUGGACACAGUUGUAAAGGUAACUAACUAAAUAAAAGAUGUAUUCUCAUUAAAUUUG
Molecule: messenger RNA, 6664 nt
Organism: Lymnaea stagnalis (great pond snail)
Lineage: Eukaryota; Metazoa; Mollusca; Gastropoda; Lymnaeidae
Source: the annotation of a GenBank genome assembly